This is a messenger RNA of Ananas comosus (pineapple), 1065 nucleotides long. Its product is annotated as heat stress transcription factor C-1b-like. Gene Ontology annotation, cellular component: nucleus. Gene Ontology annotation, molecular function: DNA-binding transcription factor activity; RNA polymerase II cis-regulatory region sequence-specific DNA binding. Gene Ontology annotation, biological process: regulation of transcription by RNA polymerase II. Bases 1 to 888 code for a protein of 295 amino acids. The record is from RefSeq and is a predicted model, not a curated record. The transcript has 2 exons. Lineage: Eukaryota; Viridiplantae; Streptophyta; Magnoliopsida; Poales; Bromeliaceae.
AUGGAAGAAAAGCCGGUUGCUUAUGAUGGACAUGAAGGACACGCAGCACCGUUUGUGGUAAAAACGUACCAAAUGGUGAACGAUCCGAGGACGGACGUGCUCAUAAGGUGGGGGAUGAGGAACAACAGCUUCCUCGUGCUCAACCCCGCCGAGUUCUCGCAGUUCCUCCUCCCUUGCUACUUCAAGCACAACAACUUCUCCAGCUUCGUGCGGCAACUCAAUACCUAUGGUUUUCGCAAGGUGGAUCCGGAUAGAUGGGAGUUCGCGCACGAGUCAUUCCUUCGAGGCCAAACCCAUUUGCUCCCCUUAAUUCUUCGGCGAAAGAAGAAGAAGAGCCUUUCGAAUGAACAAUCGAGCAGCAAUAGCCGUGCGAAGGAUAGUGUGGUAGACGAAGAUGAGGAUGAGGAUGUGUUAGUGAAAGAGGUAACGAGGCUAAGACAAGAACAACGACUACUCGAAGAAGAGCUUCAGGGGAUGAACAAGAGAAUACAGGCGACAGAGAGGCGGCCGCAGCAAAUGAUGUUGUUCCUCGCUAAGGCUGCAGAUGAGCCCGAAUCGCUCUCUCGUCUUAUACUAUCCAAGAAGCAGCAAUUCGCGGCUGAGAAGAGGCGCCGCCUCGUAAACUCUCCUAUUACGUCUACUUCUACUACUACGGCUCCGCUCACUUUAACUGGUCCAUUAAUGGAGCUCGGAUUUAAUGAAGAGGUGAUUACUACACACAGUGUCGACGAGGAGAAGAAGCCAUUGUACACAGUUUCCAGUAGCGUUGCAGGGAUCGAGCCAAGUGGUUGGACCGAGUUCGGACUAGAACCUGAACCAAAGUCGGCGUCAGCGACAGAUUCGGUGCCGUUUCCUUUCUCUUUACUAGGACGCGGGUUCUUCUCGUAGGACCACGUGUCUGUAAGUGAAGAGUAGGUAUCAUUUCAAACAUUUUUAUUUGCCGUAUCCUUUGUAAAUUAGAUAUUGUUCGCCUUUCUAAGGAUUUGCUCGCGUUAGUUUAUUUGCGUCUUUUUUAGACUUUUCUCCCGUGGUUCUACAAUAAGAAAAAGAUCACUUCUACUUAAU